AUGUUCGGGCUGCUCAGCCUCUGGAGAACCUUUGACAGUGUGGUCUUCUACCUCACGCUGAUCGUGGGCCUUGGGGGACUGGUAGGUAACGGGCUGGUGCUCUGGAACCUCGGCUUCCACAUCAAGAAGGGCCCCUUCUCUGUCUACCUGCUGAACCUGGCCGCCGCCGACUUCCUGUUCCUCUCCUGCCACAUGGGCUUCUCCGUGGCUCAGGCUGCCCUGGGUGCCCAGGACACACUCUACUUCGUGCUCACCUUCCUGUGGUUCGCGGUGGGGCUCUGGCUGCUGGCGGCCUUCAGCGUGGAGCGCUGCCUCUCCAACCUCUUCCCCACCUGCUACCAGGGCUGCUGGCCCAGACACGCCUCGGCCAUCCUCUGUGCCCUGGUUUGGGGUGGAACUACUCCUUACUCCCCGCCCCUGACCCUGCCGGCCGUGCUGCUGCCCGCCAACGCCUGUGGCCUGCUGCGCAACAGCACGCGCCUCCUGGUCUGCCUGCGCUACCACGUGGCCAGCGUCAUCUGGCUCCUGGUGCUGGCCUGCGUGGCCUGCACGGCUGGCGUGGUCCUCUUUGUCUGGGUGACCUGCUGCUCCACGCGCCCGCGGCCCAGGUUCUACGGCAUCGUCCUGGGCGCGCUGUUCCUGCUCUUCUUCUGUGGCCUGCCCUUGGUCCUCUACUGGAGCCUGCAGCCCCUGCUGAACUUCCUGCUGCCCAUGUUUUUACCGCUGGCCACGCUGCUGGCCUGCAUCAACAGCAGCUCCAAGCCCCUCAUCUACUUGGCGUCGGGCCGGCAGCCCGGGAAGCGGGAGCCACUGCGGGUGGUGCUGCGGAGGGCCCUGGGGGAGGGUGCCGAGCUGGGUGACAGGGGACAGUCCCUGCCCAUGGGCCACCUAUAA
Messenger RNA from Mandrillus leucophaeus (drill), 894 nucleotides. RefSeq names its product MAS-related GPR, member G (gene MRGPRG). Gene Ontology annotation, molecular function: G protein-coupled receptor activity. The transcript is spliced from 2 exons. Lineage: Eukaryota; Metazoa; Chordata; Mammalia; Primates; Cercopithecidae. Gene Ontology annotation, cellular component: membrane. The record is from RefSeq and is a predicted model, not a curated record. Bases 1 to 894 code for a protein of 297 amino acids. Gene Ontology annotation, biological process: G protein-coupled receptor signaling pathway.